UAACAAUAUCAGUCAGCAACAUGCACUCGUCGGAGUAGAAAGUCUUCCGGGAAAAAUUUCAUUCUUCCCGAUCGAUUAACCCGCAAGGGAAACUUUCGGUUCGCAAAAACAAAAAAAGAAAAGUGUCAAGAAAAGCUGGGAAAAAUCCUGCAUGGAAAAAGUGGUUUUGAACUCGGCCAACAAACUUCAUUUCGAUUCGAGAAUUUCCAUCGCCUGCUUGAUAGCCAGUUAACAAACAAUAGAAAAAAAAAAUAGAAAGACCUGAAAAGAGUUUCCGCAAGAAUGUCUUCGGAUCGGUUUCACAAAGCCGCCAAAGACGGGCUACUGGAUGUGCUGGCUUCGGCCACUCGCAAGGACACAAAUGCCAAGGAUAAUGAUUCGAUGACGCCGGUCAUGUGGGCAGCCUUCGAAGGACGACUGGAUGCCUUGCGUUUGCUCUGCGGAAGGGGGGGUGACCCUGAUAAAUGCGAUCAGUUUGGAAACACAGCCCUCCACCUGGCCUCGGCCAAGGGUCAUUUGCACUGUGUCGACUUUCUGGUCAAGUUCGGGGUGAACAUAUAUGCCCUGGACAUUGACAAGCACAGUGCCAAGGACCUGGCAGCCAUCAACGGAAGGGAUGAGAUCCUGCGCUAUUUGGAUGUGGCCACAGCCAAUUUCGAGGCCAAUGAAAAGAAAAAGGCGAAAUCCCUAAAAGAACUGGCGGAGAAAAACUGCGAGAAACGCGUCCGUGAAUACAUGAAGAGGACCCAGCAGCAGCACCCUGAUCCGGACUAUUGUGAUGUCAGUCCACCGAUUAGCAAAUCCGGAAACAUGCUCUCCACCCUCAAGCAGAAGAUCUGGUCCAGCCAGGGCAAUCUCAACAAGGCGCCCAAGGAGACACCUCCUCCGCCGGCACCCACGAAAUUUAGUGACCUGGUGGGCAGUGGAAGCAGCAGCAGUGGCGGCUCCACCAUCGCCAGUCGAGCAGGAACGGUCCAAAAGCGGCCAUCCCAUCUCCAAAAGCAACAACAGCACACCAGCUCGUGCCCCCAUGCAAAGAUGUCUGGAGGAGAUCAAGACCAGGGAGGAUUCAAAGUGCGAGAGGUGGAGCCGGACGGCAAGAGGACAAUCACUUCCUUGACCGGACUCCAGCGCGAUUCGGAGGUCCUGUACGUGGGCACUUUCAGCUCUAACGAGGAGAACAUCGGAAAGCGGGGCAAGAUCACGGAUGUAUUUGAAUGCCUGGAGGGAGAACAGGAUCAGGAUCAUAGCGACAGCCGGAGUGGCUAUAGCUCGACAUUGGCAAGGUCCUUCUCGCAGCCCGACAUCCUGGGCGAUGGCCAGUUGAGCCAGGAACUGAGCGAGGAACUAACUCUCCAGCGACCCCUCGGCCUCUUUGAUCGACCCACCAUGUUGGGCAGCAUUGCCUUCCGACGCUCGGUGACCGCCGCUCUCAGCCAGCUGCAGCUCCACACGGACACCAGCUCCACCUCCACGAUGCGGAACUCCGGCCCAGCUGGCAGUAAUCCUUCCAAGACGCGCUCCGCUGGCAGCAAAAACCGCCUGUACCUGAACCUUUCCGAUGACACAGAUUCCGAGGGCGGUGGCCAUGACAUUUACAGUGACGAGGAUGAGGACGAUGGCGAGGAUGCAGCCAGUGCCCUGCAACGAUUCCUGGCUGUUUGGGCUCUGGAGGAGUACUUGCCAGUAUUCCAAAAGCAAGAGAUCGAUCUGGAAACCCUGAUGUUGCUCACCGAGGCGGACCUCAAGUCUCUGGGCCUGCCACUGGGUCCCUUCCGGAAGCUAACCUUCGCCAUUCAGGAGCGCCGCAACGCCCUGGCCAACCCAGGCCCUCUCGUGGACAGCCGCCUCUGA
This is a messenger RNA of Drosophila bipectinata, 1854 nucleotides long. It is a transcript of the gene Sans, whose product is annotated as SAM_USH1G_HARP domain-containing protein Sans. NCBI's taxonomy places the organism in Eukaryota, Metazoa, Arthropoda, Insecta, Diptera, Drosophilidae. Gene Ontology annotation, molecular function: protein binding. The record is from RefSeq and is a predicted model, not a curated record.